Lachancea dasiensis is the source of this 708-nucleotide messenger RNA. Lineage: Eukaryota; Fungi; Ascomycota; Saccharomycetes; Saccharomycetales; Saccharomycetaceae. The record is from the annotation of a GenBank genome assembly.
AUGCUAUUCUCAACGCUCGCUUUGUCUGCCGUCCUUGGUGCCACUGCAUCGGCCCAGUACUUUGGUAAUUCCACGACAACCACGACGGAGUGGAUCAUCGUUUCCGAGUUCACCACAUACUGUCCCACGCCCACAACGUUCACGACCAACAACCUGACGGUCACCGUCACGGAGCCCACGACGUUGACGAUCACGGACUGCCCUUGCACCAUCCCCAAGCCCACGGAGACGACCACCAGCUUCGACGUGGUGACGGAGUUCACCACGUACUGUCCCGAGCCCACCACGAUCGUCACCAACAACAAGACCUACACGGUGUCGGAGCCCACGACGUUGACCAUCACCGACUGUCCUUGCACGGUGCCUAAGCCGGAGCCACAGCCUUCGUCGGUGACGGAGAUCGAGGUGGUGACGGAGUUCACCACGUACUGCCCGGAGCCCACCACCAUCACGACCAACAGCAAGACCUACACGGUGUCGGAGCCCACGACGUUGACCAUCACCGAUUGUCCUUGCACGAUUACCAAGACCGGCACGCCUAGCACCUCCGAAAGCGCCGAGCCCACGGAAACUGCGUCCUCGGUGACCAUCCCUGAGGGCACUGGCUCGACCUCAUACCCAAGUGUGUCUACCUACAGUGGUGCUGCCAACAAGGUUGCUGUUGGCGGUGUGGCUGGAUUGGCCGCGGCUGCUGCUUUGUUGAUCUGA